AUGAUGAAUGUAAAUGAAUUGAGAAUUCCAAAAACUUUACAUUUUGCAGAUGAGAUAUCACAAUUAAAUAAUAACAAUUUUUCAAAUUCAAUAAUUGAAAAUACUGACUUGGUAUCAUCAUCAAAUAGUAAAACCCAAAUGAAUAAAUCAAGGGCAGUUAAUAAAUUCAUUAAAAGUAAUUCAAAAUUCAUUCAUGAAUAUAAUGAUGAUGAUUUGACAAAAAAGAAAAAGAAUGGGAAUUAUAAGACUAUUAAUGGGAUUGGAAAUGGGAAAAGAAAUGAAAAUAUUAAUAAUAAUUUGAUUUCAAAUGGUAAUGGAAAUAGAAGUCAUGGAUCUAUAAUUUAUGAUAUUUUGGAUUUAUAUAUGUUACCGGAAUCAGCUGAACAACAACAAAAAGAGAAAUCGUUAUCUAUAACAAAUAAAAAGAUUAAUAAAAGUUCAGAUAUAUUAAACAAAUCGAAAAAUCCAACUACCAAUAAGAAUAAGAAUAAAAAUUAUGAUUCAAAAUCAGUAUUAUUGGCUUCUUUGCAUCAAGGAUAUCAUCAAUAUUUUGAUAAUGAUGAUCAAAUAACUAAUUCAACAACACGAACAAAUAAAUCAACACUAACAAAUAAAUCAACACUAACAAAUAGAACCUCACCAGAAAUAUCAACAAAUGGGGGUGCUAAAUCUGAGAAGUCUACAGUUAGAGUAACUAUUGAUAUUGAUAGUAUGAACAAUAAUGAAAAUGAAGAAGUAAUUGUUGGUGGAUCAAGUGGUUGUGAUAUAAUAGGAACCAUAGUUGAUGAAUAUGAAAAUACUACUAUUGAUGAAGAUGAGGAGGAAGAAGAAUUAGAGACUAAAAAUCAUGGUUUUUGGUGGAGAACAACAACUAUGGUUCAUAAAUUGAAAACAUUUAGACAUAGAUCAAUUUCAACAACUUCAAAUGGUGAUAAUAUUGCUUCAACGACAUCUGGAUAUAUUGAUAUUUCAACAAGAAUUAAUAAAAGAAGAGAAUCAGUUGAUGAGAAAUUGAAAAGUAUAUUUAGUGAUGGUACAAUUUGA
Molecule: messenger RNA, 1044 nt
Organism: Candida tropicalis MYA-3404
Lineage: Eukaryota; Fungi; Ascomycota; Pichiomycetes; Serinales; Debaryomycetaceae
Exons: 1
Coding region: 1-1044 (347 amino acids)
Source: RefSeq, a predicted model, not a curated record